AUGGCUGCCCAAUGCGUUACGAAGGUGGAGCUGAAUGUCUCCUGUGACAAUCUUUUGGAUAUGGAUGUAGGGUCGAAGUCGGACCCUUUAUGUGUGUUAUUUUUGAAUACGAGCGGUCAACAGUGGUAUGAGGUUGAUCGCACAGAAAGGAUUAAGAAUUGUUUGAAUCCCACAUUUUCCAAGACAUUUAUUAUUGAUUACUACUUUGAAGUGGUUCAGAAAUUGAAAUUUGGGAUUUAUGACAUUGACAACAAAACCGUCCAGCUGAAUGAUGAUGACUUCUUAGGAGAAUUUGAAUGUACCCUUGGACAAAUUGUUUCUAGUAAGAAGCUAACUCGACCCCUGGUGCUUAAAAAUGGCAGACCUGCGGGGAAAGGAAGCAUUACGAUUUCAGCUGAAGAAAUAAAGGAUAACAGAGUGGUCUUGUUUGAAAUGGAGGCAAGAAAACUCGACAAUAAGGAUCUAUUUGGAAAGUCAGAUCCAUACCUGGAAUUCCACAAGCAGACAUCUGAUGGAAACUGGCUAAUGGUUCAUCGAACAGAGGUUAUUAAAAAUAACUUGAAUCCUGUUUGGAGGCCUUUUAAAAUCUCUCUGAACUCCCUGUGCUAUGGAGAUAUGGACAAAACGAUCAAGGUAGAGUGCUAUGAUUAUGAUAAUGAUGGGUCACAUGAUCUCAUUGGAACAUUUCAAACCACCAUGACAAAACUGAAAGAAGCCUCCAGAAAUUCACCUGUGGAAUUUGAAUGCAUAAAUGAAAAAAAGAGGCAAAAGAAGAAAAGCUACAAGAAUUCAGGUGUUAUCAGUGUGAAACAGUGUGAGAUUACAGUGGAAUGCACAUUCCUUGACUAUAUCAUGGGAGGAUGUCAGCUGAAUUUUACUGUGGGUGUGGACUUCACCGGCUCUAAUGGUGACCCAAGGUCUCCUGACUCCCUUCAUUACAUCAGCCCCAAUGGUGUUAAUGAGUAUUUGACUGCUAUCUGGUCUGUGGGACUGGUCAUUCAAGAUUAUGAUACUGAUAAAAUGUUUCCAGCUUUUGGUUUUGGAGCUCAGAUACCUCCUCAGUGGCAGGUUUCACAUGAAUUUCCAAUGAACUUUAAUCCAUCCAAUCCCUUCUGCAACGGAAUCCAAGGCAUUAUAGAAGCAUAUCGGGCCUGCCUCCCUCAGAUAAAACUCUAUGGACCAACUAAUUUUUCUCCAAUCAUAAACCAUGUGGCCAGGUUUGCUGCUGCAGCUACCCAACAACAGACAGCUUCUCAAUAUUAUGUGCUCUUAAUCAUUACUGAUGGUGUGAUAACAGACCUUGAUGAGACCAGACAAGCUAUAGUUAAUGCUGCCAAGCUUCCUAUGUCCAUCAUCAUUGUUGGAGUAGGAGGUGCUGACUUCAGUGCCAUGGAGUUUCUGGAUGGUGAUGGUGGAAGUCUCCGCUCCCCAUCAGGCGAGGUAGCCAUCCGAGAUAUUGUCCAGUUUGUGCCUUUCAGACAGUUCCAGAACGCUCCAAAAGAAGCGCUCUCUCAGUGUGUCUUGGCAGAGAUCCCCCAGCAGGUGGUGGGCUACUUCAACACAUAUAAACUCCUCCCUCCCAAGAACCCAGCUAAGAAAUGAAAGGAGCUAUGGCCGCCUGAGCAGAAUUCUUUUGUGCUAUAUGGAGCAAUGGAUUCCUCUCCUACCCUGAAUCAUGAAUCUGUUAUUUUACAUGCUUUUCAUCCCCAGCAUUUAUGAUAUAGACCUAGUUCUCUAUGGGUUAUAUCUAUUUAAAGCAUUCUUUAUACUUUUUUUUUUGGAGGGAAGUGCUAAGUUAAUCUUUGCUCAAUCAAUGCAGUGAUUGCUAGUGACUUACAGUGAUGCUCUGGGGAUUAGAAACUCAUGUGAGAAAAGUUGAUUUGGAGGUUAUGGUUGUUUACUUUCACAUGGUGAAAAUACUGUUUUUGAAUGUUUAUCAAUAGAAAGAAUGAAAAAUUGCUGGGUUGUGAUUUAUAGGUUGCUGUACUUUGCUCUAGGCAAUAUGUUUUACAAACCAAUGAAACCAUACCUGAUGACAAGAACUUCUUAAAUCAGAUGAUAUUGAAUUUGUUCCUAUAACCACAUCCAGUGCUUUUCCGGGGGAUAAAACUACGUUCACUUUUGCCUGAAUUUUGCUGCAGUUUAGACAAUGCAGUUUACAAAACAGUAUGCAUUCACUUAGGACUUCUUUAAAAAUACUGGAUAAGAAGGGAAGGCAUAUAUCCAAUUCUUAAAAUGUACAAUCAACAAGUAAAAGGAACCUCAUGUAAGUAAGCCAUUUUUAUUUGCCUUCCUGGAUUUUUUAUUUUCAUUGUAGAAUACUGUAAACAUGGUCAGAUUUGACCUUUUCAUUUACUGUAUGUGAGAUUCAGAAUUGUCUGCGUAGAUGAUAGGUUGUCCUAGAUUCAACAUUAUGAAAGUAUUUUAAUUGGAGUUUGCUGAAAUGGUUAGUACUGCUUUGUCCAGGAAAGCUAGGAGGACCAAAUAUGUAAGGGGAAAUUCAGAAUUCCAUUUCCUUUAAACUAAUGAAAGGCUUAUAAAAAAAAAGACAAUUUUUAUAUUUUCCUUGCUAACCUCUCACACAUUGAUUUGUAUAUUUGUGCAGAUUCAUUUAGACAUUUUCUCCCUUUUUUAAGUAACAUUUUUAGUCUGAUUUUUAAACUCAUGAUAGUGGUUAUGUAUUAAUCAAAAUCAAAUUUUGCUUUGUAAUUAUGUGAUUUCCUAAGCCCAAAAUGUAUGUAUUAAGCCUAAAACCUGUUAUAACUUAAAAAAAAAAAAUCCCACUGCUGCAUUAGGAUAGAGUGGACUUUACAUCCUUUUUUUUUUUUAGAGUAGAAUUUUUUUUCCUGAUUUUUACCCUUUAGAACAUAUUACUUAACAAACAUGACAUUUUCAGAAUAGAUUCAGUAACAUUUUAUUGAAGAACCUGUGUGCCAAGUACUAUGCAUAUUCGUAUGUUGGCCAAUCAUCUCUAACAAUUUAAUGUUAAAAGUUGUGUGUUCAUCCUAUAUCCUUAAAUGGAUGCACCAGUGCCUUGCUGACAUGCCUUUCAGUCUUACUGAAAAGUUGUACCACAGCUCAUAUCGCUUAUUCUCUGAAAUGUCUAAAGGAGAUGAGCUCUCAGCCAUGAAGAACUUUGGGUUCUCAGAAACAGCUUGUUGCCAAGGUCAGGCUAAAGAGGAGACCUGGUUGCUGUUGUGGUUGCCUAGCUCAUGUGAGCAGUUCCAACUUUCCCACUUAGCUAGCUCGCCUCUGCAUAUGUGCUAUUAACCUGAAGGUACCUAACUAGUAGUCUGUUACCCUAUGACAUAUCUCAGUUGACAAGUCAUUUUAACAUUAGUUAAGUGAGAAGAAAACUGAUAAUACUUCUAGUAGUUUGGAGCCUU
Molecule: messenger RNA, 3386 nt
Organism: Odobenus rosmarus divergens (Pacific walrus)
Lineage: Eukaryota; Metazoa; Chordata; Mammalia; Carnivora; Odobenidae
Gene: CPNE3
Product: copine III
Exons: 15
Coding region: 1-1602 (533 amino acids)
Biological process (GO): cellular response to calcium ion; ERBB2 signaling pathway
Cellular component (GO): plasma membrane
Molecular function (GO): calcium-dependent phospholipid binding; receptor tyrosine kinase binding
Source: RefSeq, a predicted model, not a curated record